Metarhizium brunneum ARSEF 3297 is the source of this 906-nucleotide messenger RNA. RefSeq lists its product as uncharacterized. The record is from RefSeq and is a predicted model, not a curated record. NCBI's taxonomy places the organism in Eukaryota, Fungi, Ascomycota, Sordariomycetes, Hypocreales, Clavicipitaceae.
AUGCCACCUCAAGGUUCAGAUCUGCCGGUCAAGAAGCAGAGCAAGUGGUCACCGGAGGAAGAUGCCCUCAUCAUUGAGCUACGGGGCAGCGGGAUGAAGUGGGAGGAUGUGUCGAAGCGUCUUCCUGGAAGAAGUGCCAUAAGUUGUCGGCUUCACUACCAGAACUACCUCGAAAGACGCAGCGAAUGGGACGAAGAGCGCAAGAAUAAACUUGCCCGACUUUAUGAGAGGUUUAAAUCAGAGAUGUGGGCUAAGGUGGCUGAAGAACUUGCUGUUCCCUGGAGGGCUGCAGAAGCAAUGCAUUGGCAACUUGGCGAGGCGGACAUGGCUCGAAGGGCCGGAGUGGUUCCAUUUUCUCUCGCGGCGGUCAAUGUCGAAGGCGGUCAUCGAGCUGCACCACCACGAGCUAACAUUCACUUCCAGCCUCCUGACACUGUCGGUCGACACCUCACUCCACCUUCUCCUCGAGCAAUGUACGCCCGAAAUCCUCCUGUCUCGGCAAUGUCCACUGGUCAUAUACCAAGAGGCGAAAAUGUUGGCGCGCCGGUCCCUCCGCCCCUCGCAGGGGCUGGGCCCGCGCAGGGAUCCAUGACGGAGCAACACGGCGAGUUUUAUUAUAGCCCAGGGCCUGUAUCUGUCGGUCCUGGUCUUGCUCCUAUCCAACACCAAGGGCAGCCACGGAAUCCUGGACCAUUGCCUAGUCUUGCUGAACUUACGACGGGUGUCAGCCCAUACGCGCAACAACUCGAUCGACCACGUUCAGGGCGUCUGACUCCAGGCCCAAAGCAUGGGAUGCCGAUGCAGACUCCCCCUAGCUAUCACCAACAACUUGAUGCCAGAGUGAAGCGCCGAGCGAGCCCAGAAACGAUGAAACGCGAGGGAAGCCACCGACGACGAUUGGGGUGA